AUGGGAAAUACGGAGAGCAAUGUGACCAGUGGCGUCAAGAAACAGGCGGGCGUCUCCACCCAGGCCCUCUAUAAGUUUGUCAAUCUCAAGGGCGGUGGCCUGCUGGUGGACAUGAUGAAGCGCGCCUGUCAAACCAAACAGUUUGCCGAAAUCGAUCAUGCCAUCAAAACGAAAGUGGAACCCUUUUUAUAUAACAAGGGCGCUGGCCGUUAUUUUCCCAUAUCGAAGCUGGUGCUGCUGCGGAAUCGGGACAGACCGAGAACCAGGCAAUUGCCUGAGAUACGCGCUCUCGAAAAUCCCGACGAUGACUUCAAUAUACAUGACUAUUGCCCCGAAGUGUCCGAGGCAGAAUACAUAUCGAAUCCAAGUGCCUAUCGAUUUGUGUGCUGGGACCUGAACAUGCGCGGCGCAGUGGGUGAAACGAUUCUACAUCUUUGCCUGCUCAAUGCGUCCUCACUGCAUGCGGAUCUAGCCAAGCGUCUUUUGAAGUUCUAUCCAAAGCUCAUCUUGGACAUCUAUAUGAGUGAUGAGUACUAUGGCGAGAGUGUCCUUCACAUUGCCAUUGUCAACGAGGAUCCGGCUAUGGUCAAAUAUUUGCUGGAUGCCAAUGCCGAUGUGCAGGAACGUUGUUGCGGCGCUUUUAUGUCUGCGGAGGAUACAAAGGCAUCCCGAACGGAUUCGCCGGAUCACGAGUACGUGGCUCUCGCGCCGAUGACCAACUAUGAUGGCUAUGUCUAUUGGGGCGAGUAUCCUUUAAGUUUCGCCGCCUGUCUGUCACAGGAAGAAUGCUUUCGCUUGGUGCUGGCACGCGGGGCAGAUCCGAAUUUUCAGGAUACUAAUGGGAAUACGGUGCUGCAUAUGCUCGUUAUUUACGAGAAAAUGGAAAUGUUUGAUGUGGGCUAUGAGGUUGGCACCAAUAUACACAUUCGCAACGUACAAAAUCUGACGGCAUUGACGCUGGCAGCCAAGCUGGGACGUGUCGAGAUGUUCUUCCAUGUGAUGAGCAUUGAGCGUGAGAUUUAUUGGCAACUGGGCAGCAUCACCUGUGCCGCAUAUCCUCUGCUGAUGAUUGACACCAUUAACGAGGAGACUGGCAACAUUAACAAGGAUUCCGUUUUGAAUUUCGUGGUGUUUGGUGACAAACUGGAGCACUUGGAGCUGCUCGAUGGCGUUGUCAUUGAUCUGCUGAAAACCAAAUGGGAUACUUUCUGCAAGUCGCGUUUCUACAAGCAGUUUUAUAUGUUUGCUUUCUACUUUCUUAUAUCGCUGUUCAGCUUUAUAUUGCGUCCGGGUCCCGAGACCAAGGAGGACGAAGACGACGAACAGGACGGAAACUCUUUGACUCCUUCGAAUGGCACUGCUCAGCAUGAUCUGUACACCAAUGGUAGUUUGGGUCAGCCCAGCAAACGUGGCACUUCCAGCACCGAAUAUAAAACCUUUUGGCUUAACUUCACGGAGUAUUAUGAUCCCAACGAGGUGGAGACCUUGCCUGCCUGGUGGCAAACCUAUGCACAAUGUCCGCUCAUGAAUCUCGAAUCCGAUCUGGCCAAAUUGCGCAUUAUAGCCGAGCUGAUUAACUUUGUGGGUGCCAUUCUCUAUCUGCUCGUUGCUUUGAGAGAGGCACGCUUCUUGGGCUACAAAAUGUUCAUCGAGAAUUUGAUGACUGCUCCAUCGCGUGUUAUGUUUUUGUUCUCCUGUGCACUCAUGAUGACCAUACCCUGGCUGAGAGUCUCUUGUCUAACUGAAAUCGAUGAUCAUGUGACUGUUAUGAUUAUGUUGACCACAGCACCCUAUUUCCUCUUCUUUUGUCGAGGCUUCAAGACAGUUGGUCCCUUCGUUGUGAUGAUCUAUCGCAUGGUAAUGGGAGAUUUAAUUCGUUUCGUUUCCAUUUAUUUGGUGUUCGUCAUGGGCUUCUCGCAAGCAUUUUAUAUCAUAUUUCUAACCUUUGACAAUCCCUCGACGCCCGAGGAUCAGGAUGCUGAAUCGAAUCCGAUGCCCUCGCCAAUGGAAUCCAUUGUGGCAAUGUUUCUAAUGUCGUUGACGAACUUUGGUGACUAUUACGGGGCCAUGGUGUCCACGCAGCACGAAUACGAGGCGAAGAUAUUGUUCUUCUUGUUUAUGGUGAUUGUCAGUGUGCUGCUGGUGAACAUGUUGAUUGCUAUGAUGGGCAACACCUAUCAGAAGAUAGCCGAGAUCCGUAACGAGUGGCAGCGCCAAUGGGCACGCAUCGUCCUGGUCGUGGAGCGUAGUGUGCCGCCUGCGGAGCGUCUCAAGAAUUUUAUGCACUAUAGCCAGUCCAUGUCGGAUGGCAGACGUGCCUUGGUCUUGCGUCUGAACAUGACCGACGAGGAGAAGGAGGAGAUGAAGGAGGUGCAGGAGAUGAAACGCAUUCAUCAGCGUUUCUCCAACAAGCGGCAAAUGGAGCGAGAGGCGCGUGCCCUGCGUCGUCAGCAGGAGUACGAGAAAUUCUUUGGCACCGCACCAAAGUCGGACAGUACAGAGGAUAAUAUAAUGUAAGUCAGUUACGAGUGAAUUCCGAACAACUCCAUACAUAUA
This is a messenger RNA of Drosophila grimshawi, 2556 nucleotides long. It is a transcript of the gene nan, whose product is annotated as transient receptor potential cation channel subfamily V member 5. Gene Ontology annotation, molecular function: calcium channel activity; protein binding. Bases 1 to 2517 code for a protein of 838 amino acids. Gene Ontology annotation, biological process: calcium ion import across plasma membrane. The transcript is spliced from 8 exons. The record is from RefSeq and is a predicted model, not a curated record. Gene Ontology annotation, cellular component: membrane. Lineage: Eukaryota; Metazoa; Arthropoda; Insecta; Diptera; Drosophilidae.